GACAAAAAAAUAUAGAAACCUUCGAAACAGAGUUCCCAGUUCCCACGUAUCCUCUGUUUGAAUCCAGAUUCUGGCACCAACCUAAACCAACCAGAUCCGAGGAAUUGAUGAUUUCUUCAUCGUCCUGAAUCCACCAUCGCUGCCAACUACUAACCUCCAUUCCAGCUUCCAUCACACAACUGUAGAAUUCUUCUGUCUUCUCUCAACAAAUACAAAAUCAUCCAUCUGGGUUGACCAUCUUCUUUUUGGGGUUAAUUAUUCCCGGUGACUUCCGCACUGGCUGGGAUUGUUUCAUUUCAGUUGUGCAAAAGGGGUUUCCCCAGAUAAGCCGGAUUCCCAUUUUCCUGGAAAUACUGGGUGCUGCUUUUCGAUCUAAUUCUCUGUUGCACAGGUAUCUUCAAACCAUGAGGACUAGAAAGGUUUUUGGAAUCUCUCUUUCUAUCCUACUUAUCAAUUUGGCUGCUAUUAUGGAGCGUGCUGAUGAGAAUCUUUUACCUGCUGUUUACAAAGAAGUCAGUGAAGCUUUCAAUGCUGGGCCAUCUGAUCUGGGGUAUCUCACAUUCAUAAGAAAUUUUGUGCAAGGCCUGUCAUCACCUUUGGCUGGUGUACUGGUAAUCAAACAUGACCGCCCUACUGUUCUUGCAAUUGGGACUUUGUGCUGGGCCUUAUCAACUGCUGCAGUGGGUGUGAGCCAGCAUUUUAUGCAGGUUGCAUUGUGGAGAGCAGUGAAUGGCUUUGGAUUGGCAAUUGUGAUUCCUGCACUACAGUCUUUUAUUGCUGAUAGUUAUAGUGAUGGUGUGAGGGGGGCUGGAUUUGGGUUUCUAAGCUUUGUUGGUUCUUUAGGUGGUAUAGGAGGUGGUGUUGUAGCAACAGUAAUGGCUGGUCACCAGUUUGGAGGCAUACCUGGUUGGCGCUGUGCUUUCAUUCUGAUGGCAACACUGAGUUCGUUGAUUGGGUUCCUAGUGUUCUUAUUUGUUGUUGAUCCCAGGAAAACAAUUGGCAUCAAUCAUGAAUCUGGCCAAAAUCUUGAUAGGGAUGAGUUAGUUGAAAAGGGAAGUGCAGUGAAUGCUAGUGCAUCAUCAGUUUGGCUUGAGUCUUGGACAGCCACCAAAGCUGUUAUAAAAGUGCCAACAUUUCAGAUCAUUGUACUGCAGGGUAUUGUCGGUUCGUUUCCAUGGACUGCAAUGGUGUUCUUUACCUUUUGGCUUGAACUUAUUGGUUUUGAUCAUGAAUCCACGGCUGCUCUCCUUGGUCUUUUUGCCAUUGGAUGUGCAAUGGGGUCAUUUCUUGGCGGGUUAAUCGCAGAUAGGUUAUCGCAUUUUUACCCCCAUUCUGGCCGUAUAAUGUGCGCACAGUUCAGUGCCUUCAUGGGCAUCCCAUUCUCAUGGUUCCUCCUUAAAGUGAUCCCACAAUCAGUAAGCAGCUACUCCACCUUUGCAGUCACUUUCUUCUUGAUGGGCUUAACCAUCAGUUGGAAUGCUACUGCUGCAAACGGCCCCAUGUUUGCUGAGGUGGUACCUGCUAAACACCGAACAAUGAUCUAUGCAUUUGAUCGUGCUUUUGAAGGAUCGUUCUCUUCUUUUGCUGCUCCAUUGGUAGGGAUUCUUUCAGAGAGAUUAUUUGGUUAUGAUACAACAUCUAUAGCUUCAAAUAAAAGUUCUCCUCGCGAGGCUUUGGCAUUGUCUAGAGGCCUUCUUUCAAUGAUGGCAGUUCCCUUUGGUUUGUGUAGUUUGUUCUACACACCAUUAUACAAGAUUUUUAGGCGAGACCGCGAGAAUGCUCGGAUGGUGAGGACGAAAGAGGAAGAGAUGAUCUGAGCCGCCUUUUUUCUAUGUAAAUACUACUUCUAGUCUACCUUCGAAUUUAGUACAUUUUUUAACAUUAGAAUAAAAAUGUAGGGCAGACUAUACUUCACUUUUCUGCAUUAAAAUUUAAAAUUUUUG
This is a messenger RNA of Rubroshorea leprosula, 1943 nucleotides long. The record is from the annotation of a GenBank genome assembly. NCBI's taxonomy places the organism in Eukaryota, Viridiplantae, Streptophyta, Magnoliopsida, Malvales, Dipterocarpaceae.